Messenger RNA from Chiloscyllium plagiosum (whitespotted bambooshark), 1580 nucleotides. RefSeq names its product perilipin-2-like. Gene Ontology annotation, cellular component: cytosol; lipid droplet. Gene Ontology annotation, biological process: lipid storage; positive regulation of triglyceride storage. The record is from RefSeq and is a predicted model, not a curated record. Lineage: Eukaryota; Metazoa; Chordata; Chondrichthyes; Orectolobiformes; Hemiscylliidae.
GCAGCCAGCGCCAAGUGCGGCGGAGGAUCCGCGAGAGUCCGAUAAUCAGUGCAAUCGGAGCAGAGAGAGAGAGAGAGAGGUUUAAUCGAGCGGAAGCCAUGGCCUCAGCAGUGGAAGUGCCACAGAAUGUGGUUGUUCGCGUGGCUAACUUGCCAUUCCUCAGCACUGCCUAUGAUAAGAUGACAUCUGUAUACAACAGCACAAAGGAGAAUCACCCCUAUCUGAAGUCUUUGUGUGAAGUUGCAGAGAAAAGUGUGACUGUCAUUUCAUCCGUAGCCAUCACCAGUGCUACACCAAUACUUCAUAAACUGGAACCACAAAUUGCAUUUGCAAAUGGUUAUGCCUGCAAAGGGCUAGACAGAAUCGAAAAGAAGUUACCUUUUCUCCACCAACCGACUGACCAGGUUGUUGCUAAGGCAAAGGAAAUUGUAACACAUACUGUUACUGGUACCAGGGAGACUGUAGCAAGUAAAAUUACUGGGGUAGUGGACAAGACAAAAGACACUGUCCAUGAGAGUUUUGAAAUGACCAAAGCUGUAGUGAAUGGCAGCAUGAACCAAGUACUUGAAUCACGUAUGGGUAAAGCAUUGAGCAGUGGAGUAAAUUCAGCAUUGAUCACUUCUGAAUUACUUGUGGAUCACUAUCUCCCUCUGACUGAUGAUGAGCAAGCUAAAGAAGAAGAGAACAAGGGAACUGAUGAAUUUGAAAUUGAUCCUCUGAAACGGAGUUAUUUUGAGAGGCUGGGAUCACUUUCGACCAAAGUACGACAGCGAACAUAUCAGCAGGCCAUGGUCAAAGUUCACAAUGCUAAGCAACGUGGUCAAGAGGCCAUUUCUCAACUGCACCAUACUAUUGAUCUAAUAGAGUAUGCCAGGGAAAAUAUGGGUACAGCAAAUAAAAAAAUCCAUGAUGCCCAGGAUAGGCUAUACCAGACAUGGAUAGAAUGGAGGAAGUCUAAUUUGGAAUAUGAAGACAAUGAAUCUUCUGCUGCAGAGCAAGUUGAAUCACGUACACUGGCCAUUGCUCGGAAUCUGAGCCAACAAUUGCAGACAACCUGUGUUGUGCUAGUGAGCAGUGUUUGGGAUUUACCACAGAAUGUUCACGAACAGGUCCAGUACAUAAAUCUUCUGGCAAGGGAGAUGUAUUCCACAUUCAAGUCUAAAACAUCCUUCAGAGAACUUUCUAGCCAGAUCCUCUCCACAAGCAAGGAUCAACUCACAAAGAUGAAGGACUCACUGGAUGGAGUGAUGGAUUAUUUGGUGAAUAACACACCUCUGAAUUGGCUGGUGGGUCCCUUUUACCCGCAACUGACUGCGUCCCAACAAGAAGGGGAGACUGAGACCAUGGAAGGGAUACCGUCUGAGCAGGUGCACACUUGUCAUGAUGCUUGAUCAUCCUUUGUUUGUUGUAGCAUCUAUUUCUGUUUAACCACCUUCUCUCCAUGGAAGUUUCCUUUUCUUGUCUUUUGGGAAAGGGAUAAAAUACAAAUCCAGAUCUGAGGAGUGGCUUUUCACUUUCUUUUGGUGCUUUCUUUUAAAAUUUGUUUCAUUUCAUAUGUACUUAAUAAAUCCUUGAGCAAC